This is a messenger RNA of Melopsittacus undulatus (budgerigar), 1681 nucleotides long. Its product is annotated as proepiregulin. Gene Ontology annotation, molecular function: growth factor activity; epidermal growth factor receptor binding. The transcript has 7 exons. The record is from RefSeq and is a predicted model, not a curated record. NCBI's taxonomy places the organism in Eukaryota, Metazoa, Chordata, Aves, Psittaciformes, Psittaculidae. Gene Ontology annotation, biological process: positive regulation of mitotic nuclear division; positive regulation of cell population proliferation; epidermal growth factor receptor signaling pathway. Bases 914 to 1336 code for a protein of 140 amino acids.
ACUGGAAGAGGCAUCAGCUGCUUUCAGCCUUGGGGUCAGUGUUCUGACCUCUGAUAGUUUACAGGAGAGCCUGGUUGUUUAAGAGCAUCUGACCUAAUUCAGCUCUCACAUACAUGGGGAAUCUGAAACCAUUUCUGGCUCAAGUUGUGUUUUCUUGCUCCCUUUCCUCCAGAAUACCUGAUCUGUGUAGGCCAGUUAAACAUAUUCCCUUCUUAGGGCAUUGGUGCUCACGUGUGAGCCUAGUGGUUUUUGCCCCAUAGGAUUUUCAUUUUUCUGUAGCUCAAAUGUAAAUGCUGUUAAGUGAGCUGUGCUCCAGUUAGCUGUCUGUUCUUUUGAGAGUACUUCUUGAGGAUCUGUCAUGCUGUGCAAUGAAAUCUCACUAGAUAUAAAAAUUUCUGACACACACUGAUGUAUGCACUUGUGCUGGUCUCAAAAAAUGCUGGCAGAUUUUCCCGAGGAUGUAUGAAAAUGCUGCUUUUUGUUACUUUGAGUAUGUGUGACAGGGCCAAGUGCCUCAGUCCUAGACUAAGAAUGAUUUUCUUCCAGUUUCAAACAAAAGCAUGUUGAUUUUGAAAACAGGUCUUAUUCUUGACAAACAAAACCAGUGCAGAUCCAUCGCAAUGAUGAUACUGCAUGAAACUGGAUGCAAGGCCUACAGAAAGCAGCUAAGAUCUGGGGAAUGCAAUGAACAUACCUCACAAUGAACCCAUGGCUGCAAGAAGGCACUACUCACUGUGAAGUGCCUUGGAAAACUGGCUCUGAACAUGCGUACCAACCAUAUCCACAGAGGUGGCCUCCACAUGAAGGAGAGGAUGGCAAAAGCCGCAAGCAGGGAUGUCAAAUGCAAAACCACAUACCAUGAGCAUCUCCACACUUACGUAGACCUAAGAAAACACUCAAAGUAAGAAGGAGUAUGAUUUGCUACCUAUUGCAACCAGUCCUGGGCACUACAGUGAUCCCAUUAUGCGGGCCUGGUGAAAUGGAGAACUGCACAACAGCACUAAUCCAGACAGAGAACAGUCCCCGUGUGGCUCAAGUUGGGAUAACUAGAUGCAAGCCUGAAAUGAAGGACUACUGCUUCCAUGGGCAGUGUGUGUACAUAGUGGACUUGGAUGAACACUACUGCAGGUGUGAUGUAGGCUUCUCUGGUGUCCGAUGUGUGCAUUCAGAAUUGGUCAGACAACCCCUCAGUAAGGAGUAUGUGGCACUGACGGUUAUUGUAGUUCUGCUUUUCCUCAUCGCCAUCUCCAUUGCAAGCUAUUACAUCUGCAGAAGGUACCGAAACAAGAAGAGACAAAUGAACGCCAGUGAAUACAAGGAAGUUGGUGCCCUGUAGAAGAAAUGGUGGCUUCCUACAGUGUUCUGUUCAUCUGGAUGGACUCAUUGACUUCUCAUCUAUUUAAAUGUUAUUUUUAUUAACAAUAUUUACAAUAUUUAUAUCUUUGUAAAAAAUUCAGUUGCUUGGUGAUCCAAUCAGUAUAGGUCAAGCAUUUUAUUUUCAGUGUUUUAUUUUUUUAUUAAAUAUUAUUUCCUCAUGAGAACCCCACCUUGGUGGUUCUGUGGGAUAGAGAUAUAUUUUUAUAAAACCUCAUCUUCUUACUCUGAAGAGUAAUUUUGUAUUUAUUCUUGUGAAUAUGCUCAAAACAAUUCUGCUCCUUGAAAUAAAAGUUGUAGACCAAGA